Molecule: messenger RNA, 2883 nt
Organism: Chiloscyllium plagiosum (whitespotted bambooshark)
Lineage: Eukaryota; Metazoa; Chordata; Chondrichthyes; Orectolobiformes; Hemiscylliidae
Source: RefSeq, a predicted model, not a curated record
AGGCAGCAAUGCUAACCACUGUGCCACCGUGCCGCGUAUGCUAUCAGAAUAUACAGACCUCAUCCUGGAGGUGUCUGUUGUCUAAAGGAAUGACAGCCGGAUCUGUUGCAGUCCCACACAUCAUCCCACUGAGGAUUCCUCUCCUUGGUAAAUUCAAGAAUGAAAUUGAUACUAACACUCCUAUCGAACUCAAAUCAGACACCCCUGACGUGGAUAUAUACUACACAGUAAAUGGCAGCAGACCUCAAUUCUUGAAGAAACCAAGUUAUGGGGAGAAUUCAACCAUAAAAUACAGAGAACCAUUCACAUUGCAAGCAGGCAAAGGAAUCAUUAAAGCUUAUGCUGUUUCUAGAGAUGGUCGAGAGAGUGGUGUGGUGACCAAGGUGUUUUUUGUGGAGUAUAUACAGCCCAAUGCAAUGGAGAUAUUGGAGGAUGAUGAUAAGAAUUUCAUACAAGAUUAUGCAAAGGAGCUUUCCAGACAGGAAACUCAAGAGGGGUUGGGACCCCCCACAGCUACAUUCAAUACAACUCCAAGCAAGGAAAUCAAGCACUCUUGGGAAGAGACAAUAGAAAAAAUUCCUGGUAAGCAAUCUCAAAUUUAUGAUUUCAUCUUGCAGCAGCUCCUUCACAUGCUCAUAUAUAUGAGACAUCAAGACUCAGUUCUCACACGCUACAGUCUAGACACUCAGCCUGCUUCCCCAUAUCAGGAUUUGGUCACUUCUAUCGAUGCCAGCCCUCCCAAGACCUUGAGCAGUAUCCAGAGGGAGACUGACUUUCUGAAGUGUGCUUAUUGCCUUGCCCCUCGUCCAUCAGAUCCUUUUGCACGUUUCUGUCACGAAUGUGGCUCACCAGUUCCUCCAGUGCCGGGCCGUAGGCUUCCACCAGCUGAAGGAGCUCAGAUGGGACUCUGUGUGGAAUGCAAGACAAUGGUCCCAUUGAAUACUCCAACAUGUAUUGUGUGUGAGGCCCUUAUAACCCCUCAGCUAAAGCCUCAGGCCAGCAUCCAUCUUAAGGACAAGACUAUCUGUCGAUCCUGUGGGACAGGCAAUCCAGCUAAUAUCCAGCAUUGCCUUACUUGUGAGACCAGGCUGUCAGAAUCACCAAAAACUCAUUUUAAUGGAGAUUUCCCUCCACCAUUACCAAGUCAUGAAGGAAAGAUGCUGGCAUGUUCCAAGUGUGGCCGGAUUAACAACACUGAUGCACGAUUCUGCGACUGGUGUGGAGCCAAGCCUGGUCCUCCCAUGAGCUACCUCAGCUGCUCAAAGUGUGGAGCAACUAACCAUCCAUAUGCUCGUUUCUGUGGAAGCUGCGGCCUUUACCUGGAACCCCCUGUGCGGAUGGAUUCACACAACAGUACACUUCUUGGUUCUGGCCAAUCCACAGUUCUGGCGGAGACCACAGAUCUGCAUUCUUCUCCAAUCUGGCAACCUUUGACUAUCCCACUACAGAGGCUGGGGUUGGAAUCUAAGAAGGACCAAAGCACCCAAACGGUUGGUCUAUUUUACCCAUCCUGUAAGAUGCUGGAGAAGAAGGAGAUGGAAGUCAUAAUGGAACAAGAAAGACAGCAGAAGAUGACCGAUCGACGUCCCCUUCUAACAGCCAUCAGCCCUGGAAGGGGAUAUUGGAGGUUGCAGUUAGAUCAUAUCUGUGCUCAUCUGCGCAGUUAUACACAAAACAAUACUGAAUUCCGGGCUCUACUUGGAGAACCUCAAAUGGGAAAGAUUGUUUCAGCUGCUGUCCAUGAAGAUGGUUAUGAGCUUAGUCUCCAAGUGAACUUUGUCCUUGCAGGAAAUAAGAGCAUUCUAACUGGAAAGGCAAGGAAGCUUUCUGAGAACAACUUCCUUAGUAGUGUGACUGAAGGCAGAGAUGGUUGCCAUAGUAGUCUGACCAGUUUAGCCAGUGAGUCUCAUUCAGACGAAGCAUGCUCAAGCAAGAAACCCAAAAGUUCAAGGAGGAAAAGACAAGUGACAACAAAAGAAGAGAGAUUGCCACUCAAUGACAGACAAUUACUGAAAGAGGUGGGACCAACUGGCUUGGGGAGAGUCUCCGAGGUACAGGAGCUGCUUGAUGAAGGAGCAGACCCAAACUGCAGCAACAAAGACAACAGACCAGCCCUAACUGUGGCUGUUAUGAAUCAACAUCAUGAGGUCGUCCCAGUGUUGGUGCAGAAAGGGGCAGACAUUAACCAACUGUCAGGGCCCCUUAAUAACACUGCUCUCCAUGAGGCUGCUGAGAUGGGAACUCAAGGAGUGAAAUGUGCAGCCGUUUUACUUGGUUGCAAUGCAAGUAUUAAGAAGAAAAAUGAUAAAGCUUUAACAGCAUAUGACAUAGCUGUCAAAAAUGGCAAUGACCAACUUACUUCACUGUUUGCUGCAAAAAUGGGACAAGGAAUGUUAGAUAAAUUCUCCAAGACCAAGCAUGUCAGCCUGGAUGUCUUUUAAUACUUCCUUGAAGAUUCGGGCACAUCCAGCACCAAAGUUGUUUUUCAGUGCAAACAUUCAAGUACACAUUUAUAGAAGUCACAUUUUGCAACGAGACGUGAAAGCAUCUCCAGAUGCGAAAGCAAGUUCGGGCUCUGAGAAAGUCAAUCGUUCUGCAGCUGUAUGUUUUUAAGAGGCCCUCAAUAUUUUGAAGACUCAACGGAUAAUCUACUAAGGGAAGAAAGACGAGUCUUUGUGUUCUUUGUCAAUAUGAAAUUGACUUUUAGAUUUGGUUUACCUCAAGCAUGUCUUUUAUAAAUUUAAUCAGAAAAAUUUCUACUGUAAAUCCAAGGAUUGCACUACUUUUUGACAGAACUCAAACAUUUUGUAGUAAAGCAUUUCUAAUGUAACAUUAGAUAUGCAGUUGAUCUUAAAUAAGUAUAAAAUAAAAAUCUUUAUCUAA